Molecule: messenger RNA, 2058 nt
Organism: Moesziomyces antarcticus
Lineage: Eukaryota; Fungi; Basidiomycota; Ustilaginomycetes; Ustilaginales; Ustilaginaceae
Product: WD40 repeat-like protein
Exons: 1
Coding region: 1-2058 (685 amino acids)
Biological process (GO): rRNA processing
Cellular component (GO): small-subunit processome; Pwp2p-containing subcomplex of 90S preribosome
Molecular function (GO): protein binding
Source: RefSeq, a predicted model, not a curated record
AUGGCCCGCAAGAGGUCCCGAAACUCGACGGCGCCGGCGCCAAGCAACGAGGAAGCACCGCAAGAGCCGGCCAUCCUCGGCGAGGGCUCGUCUACGCUAGCUGGCAGCCGCAAGAAGCGCGCACCACCACCGCCGGCGGACAACGAGCUGGAUCUAGAGAAGCUCAUCUUUGGCGGCUCGUCCUCGCUGCUUUCCACGCCCGCAGUCGCCUCGCGGCCCACAGGCGAAGAUGCGAUCCUAAACGACGACCAAGAUGACGAUGCUGCGUCGCAAGGCUCGCAGGACCAAGCGCUCGACGACGGCGACCUCUUCAUGGUGGACACGGCUGGAGGCGAUGACGACGGCGAGGGCCAGCUCGACGCGCGUGCCGAGGCGUCUGGCUCCGAGCGCGACAGCGACGACGACGACGACGACGAGAUCCUCAUCGACCGACCUAGCUCGAGCAGUGCAGUGGUCAAGAAGCCCAAGCGCAUCAAGCGGUGUGUGUGGACUGACCCUGACGAUGCGCACCUCACCAUUGACCUUACACGCGGCGGCACGAUGGGUGUCAACGGCUCGCGCGUCGGCAACGCGCGUCUGCGCCGUCUGCGCGACGAAGUGGGCGAGAGCAAGAUCAGCGGGCUCGAGUACGAGAUGCGUCUGCGCGCGCAAUUCGAAAAGCUACACCCGCGACCGGGCUGGGCAUCGUUCCGACUCGGCACGCACACGGACCAGCCCGACGAUGCCCUCUCCGGCUCGGACGCGGUGGUGGUCAACGAGGACGCGACGCGGGGCAUCCACGACCUGCUGCGCAGCGACACGGGUCUUGUCGAAGGUUACGCCGAUGCAAAAUCGGUCAAGGCACGCGGCAAGUUGAAGGCGGGCGAGAUCGAGCUGGAUCGGCUGCGCAAUGCGAACGAUGCGCAGAGCGCGCAUGCGGUGGUGGCCGAGGAGUCGCUGCCGGCGAUCGAGAUGGUGCGGUUCCAUCCGAGCGCGCGCGCGAGCGUGCUCAUGACCGCCUCCAAGGACCGCCGCGUGCGCCUCUUCCAGAUCGACGGCAAGACGAAUGCGCUCGUGCAGACGAUCCACGUGCCCGAUCUGCCCAUCCAGCACGCCUCCUUCCAUCCCUCGGGCGAGUCGGCGCUCAUUGCCGGGUCGAGGCCGUUCCUGUAUGCCUACGACCUGCAGGCGGGACGCGUGGUGCGCUCGGUCCCAUGGCGCGGUGCUGGAUCAAUGCACGGUCAGUCGUCGGCCGAGGAUGACGGGACGGAGCUUAACCUGUCCGACGCCAAGUUCCAGCCGAAUACGGCCGAGGCGGGAAACAGGCUCCUGGCGAUUGGUGGGCGCAGGGGGGUGGUGCAUCUGCUGGAUUGGGGCAGGUCCGGUGCGGCGGGUGGCACGCGCAUCGGUGGGGUGCGCAUGAACUCGCCGCUGGCUGGAUUCAGCUGGGAUGCAGCAUCGGUGCUCGGCGACCGGGGUACGGGCAUCGGCGUCACAGGUACGGGCAAGGACGUCGAGCUGCUCACCAUGUCCGUCGAGGGCAGCGUGCAUCUGUGGGACAUCCGCAAUACCGGCAUGCACGUCGGAUGCACAUCCAUCUGGACCGACCCCGGUUCGUUUGGCGCCAAGGGCCUCGAGGUGUCGCCCAACGGCAAGUUCUGGUCCGUGGGUAGCGAGAGCGGCAUCGUCAAUGUCUACAAGCGUCCCGCCGAGUCGUAUGCCGAUGCAGCUUCGUCGUGGGUCCCCUCGGCCAACGCUGUGGAUGGCGCAAGGGCGAUGUUCGGCAAGGUGCCCGGUGGAAGCAUGGAGGCGGUCAAGACGGUCGAGAACCUCGUCACCGCCACCUCGACCAUGCGCUGGAAUGGCGAUGGACAGAUCCUGGCGCUGGCGUCCAAGACCAAGAAGGAUGCGCUGAGGUUGGUGCAUUUCCCGACGAUGCGCGUGUUUAGCAACUGGCCCACCUCGGGCACGCCGCUCGGCAGCGUGUCGUCGGUCGACUUUAGUCCGCACAGCCAGUAUGUUGCCAUCGGCAACACGCGCGGCAAGGUGCUCCUCUACUCGCUGCGUCACUAUCUCUAG